This is a messenger RNA of Paraphaeosphaeria sporulosa, 223 nucleotides long. RefSeq lists its product as uncharacterized. The annotation marks the transcript as partial. The record is from RefSeq and is a predicted model, not a curated record. NCBI's taxonomy places the organism in Eukaryota, Fungi, Ascomycota, Dothideomycetes, Pleosporales, Didymosphaeriaceae. The transcript is spliced from 2 exons.
GACCAGAUCCAUCAUGAGCGCAAACUACGCAGCAGUUGCCAACCAGGGCGAGGUCCGUUCCAGAAGACCUGCCGACCCGCCUAUGCAGACUGGUGGACAUCAGCCUGGUAAACUUGUAGACAACGACGCUAUCCCCGAGUUCAGUACACAAACACUGCCCGCCGGAAUGGCUCCUGCCUUAUCCACUUUUACUCCCAACCCUGUUCUCAAUAACCAAAAGAUG